Phyllotreta striolata is the source of this 2353-nucleotide messenger RNA. Lineage: Eukaryota; Metazoa; Arthropoda; Insecta; Coleoptera; Chrysomelidae. The record is from the annotation of a GenBank genome assembly.
ACUAAGAUAGGUUAUGUUAUGUUUAUGAGCGCAAACGACUGUAAACGUUUUUAAUUUUGUUAUAAACUGUAAUUAUAACAAUGACUGAAGAUGUGCAGAGACAUUCAGUCCACACGUUGGUAUUCAGAUCUUUAAAAAGAUCACAUGAUAUGUUUUUAUCGAACCAAGGAAUAUUGCCACCGGUAGACGACACUGCGGAGAAGAUUAGAAGACUUGUAAAAGCCAGAGAUUCGUAUGGAAUGGUAUUUGACGAUGUUAAGAAAAUGCUAGCCAUGAAGCAUCUCAGAGAAGCCGAAGCGGGACCAAAUCCUCCUCCAGAUGGUGCUGCUCCAUCUGAUGCAGCGCCUUCGAGUGAAACGGCUGUGGUUCCAUUUGCGGAUAAUAGUUUAGUUACUCGUAAUCAGCCAAACAGCAAUGCCUCGCAAUUGGCUAACAUAAUGAAGAAAAUACCUACCAUGCCUAAACCCAAGUGGCAUCCGCCGUGGAAAUUAUAUAGAGUUAUAGCCGGUCACUUAGGGUGGGUGAGAUGCGUUGCUGUUGAACCCGGGAACGAGUGGUUUGCUACAGGAGCUGCCGAUAGGAUAAUAAAAAUAUGGGAUUUGGCUACUGGGCAAUUGAAAGUUUCGCUCACUGGGCACGUUAGUACAGUUAGGGGUUUGGCUGUAAGCCCUCGGCAUCCAUAUUUAUUCAGUUGCGGGGAAGACAGACAAGUGAAAUGCUGGGAUCUUGAAUACAAUAAGGUCGUUCGACAUUACCAUGGUCAUUUAUCAGCCGUGUAUUCGUUGUCCCUUCAUCCAACAAUUGAUGUUCUGUUUACUGCUGGUCGAGAUUCAACAGCUCGUGUUUGGGAUAUGAGAACAAAAGCUAAUAUCCAUACAUUAACUGGUCAUACACAUACUGUGUCAACUGUUAUUUCACAAGCUUCAGAACCUCAGGUCAUUACUGGUUCUCAUGAUUCGACAAUAAGGUUAUGGGAUUUAGCAGCCGGAAAAUCCAUCUGUACUCUAACAAAUCACAAAAAGAGUGUAAGGGACAUUGUCUUCCAUCCAACAUUGAAUAUGUUUGCGUCUGGUUCACCAGACAACAUUAAACAAUGGAAAUGCCCCGAUGGAAAAUUCAUCCAAAACCUUUCUGGUCACAACGCUAUUAUAAACUGUUUGGCAGUUAAUCCGGAAGGUGUUUUAGUUUCCGGAGGAGACAAUGGUACACUUCAUUUUUGGGACUGGAGAACGGGAUACAACUUUCAACGUUUGCAAGCACCUGUCCAGCCUGGCUCUAUGGACAACGAAGCCGUUAUUUUCUCAAUGACGUUCGAUAAUUCUGGAUCUAGAUUGAUUACAACUGAAGCCGAUAAGACUAUUAAAAUUUACAAAGAAGAUGACACUGCUACUGAAGAAAGUCAUCCCAUUAACUGGAAACCUGACAUUCUCAAGAGAAGAAAGUUUUAAUUGAAUAACAAAACUGUUCAAUUGUAAAUUUAAGAUUGAAGUAAUUUUUUAAUAUAAUAUCUACAUAUAAAACUUACUAUUUUGAAUAAGAAAUAAGUUACUUGAUAUGGUAAAAGAUUUUAAGGUAAUCAGUUAUUCAUACAACCUAGAAAAAAACCGAAUUUACUAUCAACUCUUAAUCUUAAACUUUCUACAGCAAAAUUUAAAAAAAAUCACUUGGCCUUUUGCUUAGAUCUGAUGCUCCUCUUGCUGUUCUGAAUGAGCAAACCUGUAUAUUGAAAUCCCAAAAUUAAGACCACUUGGAUCAAGUUGAAAAUUAUUCGUUGAGGCCAGUCCAACACUUUGUAAACGGGAUAUAGCCAGAUGCCGUCCUUAAAGUAGAUCGAAAAGUACCUAAAAUUAAAUAAAUAACACAUUACAUGUUUAGAGACACAAUAAAUAUAAAAAAGGGCACUCACAAGCUUUGGUACACCAAACAAAAUAUUAAGAGCGCGGCAGCGGCUGGCUUGAAUUUGAUAAAGUGGUCCUUCUUCGGUAAUAAAGUCUCUAACAAAAGGGGCACUCCGAUGAAGGAAUGCAGCACGUGGUUCAUCCACGAUGGGAAAAAUUCAUCUAUCUCCUUGGGAAAUAUCAGUUCCCUAUCGACGUACCAAAUCCCCCAAAAUGUUAAUAUUACAGUUAAGGUGCAGGGGAAAAGAAGAGCGUUGAAAAGGAAGGCUCUCGUUUUACCCAACAGAUUUUUAAUGCCCGAUGGAAUGCCUAUUAAUUUACUGAUUUCGUCUAAUGAAGCUAGGCAAACAAACAAAAUUUGAAGCACCUAGAAAGAAAAGAAAAUAACAUUAGCUUGACGUAUUUCCAAGGUAUUUGUUAUUUUGAAUGUGUCGGUAUUUUAAUUAGGUAUUUUC